Molecule: messenger RNA, 1058 nt
Organism: Spirometra erinaceieuropaei
Lineage: Eukaryota; Metazoa; Platyhelminthes; Cestoda; Diphyllobothriidea; Diphyllobothriidae
Source: the annotation of a GenBank genome assembly
AUGCAGAUGCUUCUCCUGCGAUCACUAGACCGCAUACCAAAUUUGUCUUCAGUUCUCACUUCCUCCGCUUCCGCUGUCAUUUUGAGCCAACGAUGUGGCAUCUCCUCGACGAAGGAAAGCUCCGAUGUACAGAAUAAAACCACCCACACCUUCCGUUUCGUCCCACCGAAGCCACUGUGGAGAUGGCAUGAUGUGGGUUGCCGGGUUUUCCUUGAAUUUUGUUUAAUAGCAUUUCUCCGGUUUAUUGUUUUGCCUCUUACCUCUUAUGCAUUAUCAGCCUCUUCCAGUUUUCACGAUCCGCCAUUUUGAAUUUGAUCUAAGGUCAUAGUGGGUUAUGCAACGGUAAGUCAGAUGAUAGGGCAGUAUCGAAUAAAACACGACCUCUUUAAGCACGUAUAGUAGGCAUUUGUACGCCGUAGAUACUUGAGGGCCUUCACUGGAUCUUUACCUCAAGUUUCUUCCAGCUGUCACUAUCCGUCAUUCUGCCAUUCUGAAUCUCCGCCCCCCUUCCUCUCCCCACCCCACCCCCCUAGGAUCGUACGCCAUGCAACGAUCCCAGCAUCUUCGCCAUCCCCCCCGACGAAAUACCCCCGCGGCGGGAACUCGAUGAGCAGACAAUAAAACUUCUUGAGCGUCUAUCCUUGGUCAAUUUCGAUUCCGAGGUAUUGUUCUUUUUCGCGCGCCUACCUUAUCUGUACUCGCUGUCGAAUGUGUAAUCUGCUUCUGGUUUGUCGUUUUUUUAGGUUUCCAAGGGCGUAAUCGAAGAAGCUAUUCACUUCGCAGACUGCCUUCUCACACCCACAGCAUUCAAGGGCACCGCUGGUCAUGCGUCGGAAGUUGUUCGUGAAAAUGUCCCUCCCCUGCACUCCCUCCUAGAGGUCUGUGAGUCUUUCGAACAGGCACUGCGCGAAGAUGUGCCCGCCCUCGAGGACGGUGUGUCAGCGAAAAUAGUUUCCAAUGCAGCUGUAUCCUUUGAAAAUUACUUUGUAGCACCCCCGGGCAAUCAGCCCAUUCACCCGCAGGAGGCCUUUGAUCCGACAAUAAAGGAGAACGUUUGA